AAAAUUGAAUAUAAAAUAGCUAAUAUCAAUCUCAUCAAUUCAUACAUUUUAACCAAGUUCACACUGUUCUAUAUGCCUAUCUAACAGACAAUUAAAUACUGAAAGUGAAAAUUAAGGGAAAUAUAAAUGGCAACAAGACUGAAAGAAAUGUUACCAUAGCAACAAAAGAUUACCCAUGCUAUUUAAAAUUUAAUAACUGAAAAUGAUGAAAAAUCAUGUAAAUAUAAUAUAAAAUUAGUCUUUUGUUAUUGCUGUAGACACAUGAUAAUAAUCUCGCCAUUCUUUGUGAAUCAAUCAUCCCAAUAUAACGUUAUUUCCAUUUAUCACUUCUGAAAUUUGAAACUGUUUAUUUAUAGUGCUUCUUUAAAUAUGGAAAAUGCACUUCGUGAAGAUGUUCCAGUUGGAGUCUAUAGAACUGAAGACAAGAUAACAAAUCUAAAAAUAAAAGUAAAAGUGAGAAAAAUUGCUAAUGCAUGUUUCACUGAGAAAGACUCUUUGGCUUUUGGUGAUUCAAAUGAACUUGAAUUAGUUAAUUUAAUGAAAUCUUCUUCUAUAUCAGCUGAAAGAGUUUUUAGGUGGCAGGAAAAGGUUGAGAAGACAGAUGCACCUGAAGAUACAUCUGAUGGCAAUGCAAGUUCUAGUAAAAAGGAUUCUAUUACUAUACACCUUUAUUCGCAUGACGAUAAUGAUAUUCUUUCACCUCAAUGGAAGAAUACUAAAACAUACACUUAUCCCUCAUCAAAACCAACCCACCUUGAAACUCAAAUCUGCCAAAUGAAGCCUAAGACAAGACUUUAUUUUCUGGAUGGUGAAACAUGGCAAAAACCAUUAUUUUCAAGCAUUAAAAGAAUCAUCAAAGAGAAAAACAAUAUGAAAGAAACUUAUGUCUCUGUAGGUCAGUCAAUGGCUAUCAUGGCAGCAUUAUUCUUUGAAGAUGGUGCAGCUACUGAAGAAAUAGAUUUAUGUUUCUUACAAGUUGACGAUCACGGUACUCUGACAGUUAUACCGGAUUUCAGCAAAAGAAAAUCAUAUAUUUUUAUAAACAGUCGAUCUGAAACUUUUGAAUAUGAAAUAGAAAAUGUGUCAAAAGUACCAAAAAGCUCUGCAAUUCAAAGAGAAAAAAACUUAAUGAGAAAGAUUGCAUUGUAUAAAAGGAAAUUAAAAGAAGAUGCAAUUCGAGAAGAAUUUAUAAAGCUUCCUCCAGAAACUACAUCAUUCGUUAUAAACUUUGAAAUUGUUUCUGCUAAAAACUUCUCACCUCCAGAUAUAUUUAUUCAUUACCUCAUCAUAAUUCCAAAAGGUUGUACCUCAGAAAAUACAUUAGAGGGUGUCACAGAGACAUGUAGAAGGAAACUUAUGAAUGAUUCUGCAGUGGCUUAUUAUGGAUAUACAUUUUCUAUAGAUAUUUCAGCAAAUAUUAAUGAAUUUAGUGGAGAGUCAUUGAAAAUUAUACUUGAAGCCACUGCAGUAGAUUACUGGGGAAAUUUUCGUAAUGAAGGAUAUGGAUACGGAGACAUUCCACUGAUUCCAGGAAUGAUGUCUCAAGAUAUUGGUACAUGGAAAAUUGAGCCAAGCACACUUAAGCACAAGUUGCAGAACUUUUUUAUAGGAGGAAUGCCACAUUUAGAUGACCUCUCUUACAUAAUUAAUCCUAAAGACACUAAGGAUUCACAACUAUCCAAGUACGGUGUCCAAACCAUUUCAAGUGGAGUAAUUACUCUUAAAUCAUCUAUAAUUCAGCAAACUCAAUGUUGACAUCAACCAUUUUAUGACAAAUGAUUGUAUUAAAAUAUUCUAUAAUGUGCGGUGCGAUUGUUUUGAACAACUACCUAGACAUGGAUUUGUGAUUAGUAUUUUAAUUAACUCACUUCUGCAACAGAGGUAACCAUAUUCAACGAGAUACAUGAAUGCAGAAUUCUUGCAAGUUUAUAUAUUGAUAUACAAGAAGUGCCAAAUAAUAUUACAUCCAAAAUAUAAGCCUUAAAAGCACUGUGUCAGCAUUCACCUUAGAAUAAUGUUCAAGUGAAUAUCUGGCAAAAAAAGUUUGCAGUUCAUUUCCCCCCCCCAUAAAAUAUUUCUUAAAAAGUUUCAUUUGUAUUUUUUUAUAUAAAUGCGAUGGAAGUAUUUUAUUCUUCCUAUAAUAAUUGUCAUUCAAAAAAUAAGCCACUCUA
Molecule: messenger RNA, 2171 nt
Organism: Argiope bruennichi
Lineage: Eukaryota; Metazoa; Arthropoda; Arachnida; Araneae; Araneidae
Product: tectonic-like complex member MKS1
Exons: 16
Coding region: 370-1755 (461 amino acids)
Biological process (GO): cilium assembly
Cellular component (GO): MKS complex
Source: RefSeq, a predicted model, not a curated record